This is a messenger RNA of Misgurnus anguillicaudatus (oriental weatherfish), 4098 nucleotides long. RefSeq lists its product as uncharacterized. Gene Ontology annotation, biological process: inflammatory response; toll-like receptor signaling pathway. NCBI's taxonomy places the organism in Eukaryota, Metazoa, Chordata, Actinopteri, Cypriniformes, Cobitidae. Gene Ontology annotation, molecular function: signaling receptor activity; protein binding. The record is from RefSeq and is a predicted model, not a curated record. Gene Ontology annotation, cellular component: plasma membrane.
GGCAUGACACACACAAUGUGUAAAAAAUUAACACAUCAUUUUUUGCAGUGCAUGGUACAGCCUGUGUAUAUGAUCUGUGACAAUGCCUCAGAAAAAUUUGCAAAAAAUGUCAUGACUAUCCCAGGGAACUUUGUGAGAUCAUGUUGGCUCUUCAGCUUCUGUUUUGCUGUCUGUUGCUAAACAUUGAGUUAAAACGUACACAUUUUUGUUUACACACUGAACAUUUAGUGUUUGGCUUUAGAGCACAGUUGUUUUAUCCCACAAAAGGGAAGUUAAUUUCUAUAUAUGUAUUCUGACAUGGUCAUUUACCACCAGAGACAGAGAGACAACAUCAAAGGUGGAACAAUAACAACAGAAGAAGUUUAAACUUGAGCUGUAGAAAAAUCAUUGCGAAAUUGAAAAAGAUGAUUCUUCUGUUCUCCUUCUUCCUAUUGCUUAUAAAGACUUUGUGUGUAUUUUCUUGGCUUGCUGGAAAAUGUGUCGUGCUCAAUGAUGUGGAAGAAUUGAACCCUCCUACAUACUGUAAAGGAAAAACAAACACUGCCUUCUGCAGUCGUGUCACGAAUAUUAAAGAGGACCUCCGCGGACUUCCAUCAAAUUUACUGAACCUCUGCAUUCAGAUGGAUCAUGAUAAGAAGAAUAUUGGUGUCUUGGAUCCAGGCUCAUUGUCACGCUUCUCUUCUCUGGAAUACCUUGAAAUCGAUGGAUGUUUUACCAAGAUCUCUUUUGAAGGUUUACCCAGAUUUUUAAAUUUAACUUCAUUACAAUUGUCUGUCUUUACAGAAAGCUGUUGUGAUGCAGCUGUUGAUUUCAGUGGCCUUCCUUCAUUGAAAAGUUUGCAUCUUUCAAAAUAUAGUUUGUCAUUAAUGGCACCAAAUGUGUUUGAUACAAUUCCUCAGUUAGAGAAAUUGCACAUGCAUCAUAUGUGUUUGAAAGAUUUAUCUGAGAUUUUGUGUCGUCUGAAUAAUUUAAAAUCGCUAAGUGUGUUUUUCCUCAUUGAUGAAUCUUUAAAGAGUCUUCAAUUUCCAAACUGCUCCAUUUACAACUUCUCUAACAGUAACAUAUCUACUGUAUACAAUAUUGAAGAGGUACAUUUGAUUUUGGCAUCGGUAGAGCACAUAGGAGAAGGGGCUUUGAAAGUUUUUGGAAGUUUAUAUGAACUGACAUGGUUUGAUGAUUUUACAUCAGAUAUCCUCAGAAAUCUUUUUGUGCUUGGAGUGAAAAAAAUUUAUUGGUUGAAUUUCUAUGUGGAUGUACUGAACAUUGAUGAGUUGUGUUACGCAGCAAAGUUAUAUUCUAUUAAAUCUGUAUCUGUGCAUUACCGGACUGUUAACUUGACAGCUAUGUCGACAAAUAUCUCUGAAGGCUGUAAGGAGAUUGUAGACAUUACUCUAAAACGAGAGACAAUAUCUAAAAUUGUAAACCCUUUAGAUGUAGAUUUGAUUUUUCAGAUUUUUAGCAACCUCUCAAUAUUUAGUACAAUUCAAAAUGUGUUCAGAUCAAAUGAUUUUAAAUCUCUUUGUUUGUCCAAUCCAAAGUUAGUCAGACAGCUGUCUAUUAUGACGUUAAACUCAAAUGACAUAGAUAAAAUCAUUUCUCAGCAGUUUAUGUGUUUCAUAAAUCUUGAAAUUUUGAAAUUAAUUAAAUGCAAUAUUUCUAGCAUAGAAGAUUUUGCUUUUAUUGGAUUAGACAAUCUGAAAGAUUUAAACCUAUCUGGCAACAAGUUAUCUUACAUUUAUCAAUACACAUUCAGUGGUCUAUAUGAUCUGAUGGUCCUAGAUCUUCAAGAAAACCCAAUAAUUCAAAUUCAAUCAAAUUCAUUUGGACAUCUUAUUAAACUUGACACACUUCUUCUGGGAUAUCUAAACUUUCCACCAAACAUUUCACAGGUCACGCUGAAUUUCUCUGAUAUAUUUGGACACAUACCUUAUAAUUUGAGUAAUGUGUUUAUUAGUUCAGGCUUGAGACCAAUGCAUUUGAUCAUUGGAAAUGCUACAAUGAAUCAGAGUCUUGAUCUCCAAAUCAAAGGUCAAUAUGUGACAGUUGAGGAUUGUGACAGUCCACUCUUGACAUCUGUAGUCACACUUCAAAUUAAUGCAGAAUAUAUCAUCUGUGGAAAGGAGUUUAUUGGGAAAUAUGUUAAAUCAGUUGUUCAUUUGGAAUUCAUAUCACAGUUUUCAGACAACAUCGGUGACUUAUCAGUAAUAAAUCAGCUUGUUCAUUUAAAAACCUUAAAGCUGAAAAGCAUUGAUUUGUCAAAACAGCCAAAUGUUCCAAUAAUGUUUCACAAUUUGACAAAAUUACAAACCCUGAUGUUGAUAAACUGCAAACUUUUCUUUUUGGAUGCAAGUCUGACAAAGGACCUAAAGGCACUGACCGGUUUAAUGUUUAUGCCACAAAAUGAUGUGACAAUUCUUCAAAACUUUGUUGAACAUCUCACUAGUUUAAAGUUGCUCUAUCUCAUCGGGUUGCAAUUGCAAUGCAUUUGUGAUGACGCUUGGCUGAUCUCAUGGGUGAAGACCAACAGGCAGGUACAGGUUGUUAUGAAAAUGCCCACCAUGGAGGAACUGCAGUGUUUAACUUAUAACGGAGUUGACCAUCUGAACUUUAUUCAUUACAUCGAGGAGAACUGUUCAUUUGAUAUUGAAUUUGUGCUCUUUGCCUCAACUUCAGUUUUUUUAUAUUUGUUUAUUUUUGUAGUGUUGUCAUAUCAGCUUGCAGGACAAUACAUAAUGCCGUUCUAUUACAUUGCCAUUGGAUGGUUCAGAGAGGCUUUGCGUAUGGAUGCCAAACGCCAGUACCGCUAUGAUGUUUUUGUUUCCUACAGCAGUAAGGAUGAGCGCUGGGUAAUGGAAAAACUUCUUCCUAACUUAGAGAAGCGUGGCCCUCCAUUCUUGCGUCUCUGUUUGCACAGUCGUGACUUUCAGUUGGGUCAAGACAUUGUUGAAAACAUCACAGACAGCAUUUAUGCAAGCCGCCGAACUCUUUGUCUUGUCAGCCGUAACUACCUCCGCAGCACCUGGUGUUCUUUGGAGAUGCGGUUGGGCACCUACCGGCUCCAGGUAGAGAAGAAGGACAUUCUUAUCCUGGUCUUCUUAGAAAAAAUCCCAUCUUGCUUGCUAUCCUACCAUCACAGGUUGGCCAGGCUGGUUAAAACUAGAACCUACCUGGACUGGCCAAUGGACAUUGAGAUGCAUGAGGAAUUUUGGGACAGGUUGUGGUGUAAACUGAGCUCUGAUUAAAGUAACUAGACCUCAUGUCAAAACCACAUCAUGGCAGGCACGCUAGAGUCCUUAACUUAAAUAUUUUUUGGGGGAAAUGCCACCGAAGCUGUUUCACACUUUUACAGUAUACUAUAGGUUAAGUGUACCUAUUUCAUUGCUAAAAACAACAAAAAUGUUAAAUCAUAGAUUUUUGGUCAUCAUCUGUGUGGUCUUUCACAUAAAAAAAUCUGAUUCACUAGUUUGUCUGCUUAUUCAGUUUUAAUAAGGGUAAACGAACUUGGCUUGCUGUCCUCAAAGGGAGCUCUGAACUCCAAGUCUGGGGCUCGAACUCCAAGUUUAAACCCCCCUAAAAGCUGAGGCACAGUAUUCUCCAUUUCAAUUUAAGUGUAAGCACCAACCUCUAAUUUUAGUCUUUAUCCUGAAUCCAUAUGAUUACUGACACAUUCAGAAUAUGUCUAAUGUUACAAUUUAUUAUUUCAGGUAGGUUUAAGCUUUAAACAUCAAUUGAAAUAGACAAAAGAGAACAUUGUGAAUAGUGUGAAUGUUUUAAUUCAAAUUUUUGAUUAAAGGCAGAGUCCACGAUGUUUAAAAAACGCUUUGGAAAAGGAGACGGGCCGACUACCAAAACACACUUAUAGCCAAUCAGCAGUAAGGAGCGUGUCUACUAACCGACAUCCUUGCCGGGUUGCGUAUGUGUGGGGCGGGUCUAUCAACAGAAGGUUCAGAUUCUAUUGGGGUAGGGGCGUGUUUGUUUAGCCGAUUUCAAAUAUCAACAUUGGCUUUCAAACAUUGUGGACUCCACCUUUAAUAGUUGCAAAAGUUACAAAAUCAUACCUGGAAAUAGACACUCUGGCUACAUGUACUUCCAUAAUGA